GGCGCGCUCCCGCCACCCGCGCGCGCCGCUCCGUCUCUGCUCCGGCCGAGCGGGGGAGGCGGCGGCUCCGGCUCCGCUCCCGAUCCCGGUCCCGCUCCGGAUCCCGGUCCCGUAUCGCGGGGCGGCUCGAUUGUGAGGACGAGCUGCUGCAUCAAUAAUCUGAAGAAGGGAGUUCUCUGUUAAGACUGCAAGAAGAUACUACUAACUGACUGGAGGCCAAGAACAGAGUGCAGCACUGGCUGUAGGUACCUUAACAUGGGGAACCUUCUAAAAGUUUUGACAUGCACAGACCUUGAGCAAGGGCCAAAUUUUUUCCUUGAUUUUGAAAAUGCCCAACCUACAGAAUCUGAAAAGGAAAUUUAUAAUCAGGUGAAUGUAGUGUUAAAGGAUGCAGAAGGAAUACUGGAAGACUUGCAGUCAUAUAGAGGAGCUGGCCAUGAAAUACGAGAGGCAAUACAGCAUCCAAAUGAUGAGAAGCUGCAAGAGAAGGCAUGGGGUGCAGUUGUUCCACUAGUAGGCAAACUAAAGAAAUUCUAUGAAUUUUCUCAAAGACUAGAGGCCGGGCUGCGGGGCCUGCUGGGCGCCCUGACCAGCACUCCGUACUCCCCAACGCAGCACCUGGAGCGAGAGCAGGCUCUUGCCAAGCAGUUUGCAGAAAUUCUUCACUUCACACUCCGAUUUGAUGAGCUCAAGAUGACAAAUCCUGCUAUACAGAAUGACUUCAGCUACUAUAGAAGAACUCUGAGCCGUAUGAGGAUUAACAAUGUCCCAGCAGAGGGAGAAAAUGAAGUAAAUAAUGAGUUGGCAAACAGAAUGUCUUUAUUUUACGCUGAAGCAACGCCAAUGUUGAAAACCUUAAGUGAUGCCACAACAAAGUUUGUGUCAGAGAAUAAAAAUUUACCGAUAGAGAACACAACAGAUUGUUUAAGCACCAUGGCCAGUGUGUGCAGGGUCAUGCUGGAAACCCCUGAAUAUAGAAGCAGGUUUACAAAUGAGGAAACAGUAUCAUUCUGUCUGAGGGUAAUGGUGGGUGUCAUCAUACUCUAUGAUCACGUGCAUCCGGUGGGCGCUUUUGCCAAAACUUCAAAAAUUGAUAUGAAAGGAUGCAUCAAAGUUCUUAAAGACCAGCCUCCUAACAGUGUAGAAGGCCUUCUAAAUGCUCUCAGGUACACAACAAAGCAUUUGAAUGAUGAGACUACCUCCAAGCAAAUUAAAUCCAUGUUGCAAUAACAAUUACCUGGAAUUCGCACCUGCUGUAGACAGUAUUCUGCAAUGACUGAGAUGCACAGAUUUUUUUUUUUAGUGAUUGCAACUACUAUCUCGUUCAUUCUUGCUUUUUAUUUUCUCUCUUCCUGUUUACUCUUUUUUUUAAUCACUUCCUUGUACCUAAGUAAGCUCAGACUUCUUUUCUGUGCCAAAUCAAUGAAAUUAUCAAUUCUGGAAAGUAUUUCUACUUUUCAGAAUAGCCAUCCUAAGUGGCAGCUAAUUAUGCGUUGCAUUUGGAUUUCUCUGUACUGGGGAAAGAUUUGUGACUUGAACUAAAUAUUUUUAAACUUGUGGUUUUUUUCUUUUUUUGAAAAACUAAUAUUUAAUAUUGCUUCUUCUGCAUGGCAAGACUGCCUACUUCUGCUAUUUAAAAAUCCCUUGAUGACUUCAUUUUCUAUUGCAGCUUAUUUUCAUGUGCAACCAUGAGGAAACUAAAAGCAGAUUUGUUUAAAUUAACUGUGUUUGUACAAAAUGGUACCCAACACAAAAGUUUUUUUAAAUGAGUAAAAACUGUUUUGUUUAAAAGUUACGUUUGCAUUUUGACUCAUUUUUGUAAGGAUGUAUGUUGUAUGUUUAACCUUUAAUAACUAACGUUAAACUGUGGUGUGUGCGUAGCAAAAUUACGUAUGCAUGUUCAUGUCAAAUGAUUGGCUGUGGAUAAGAUAAUAAAAUCAGCUUUCAUUUUUCUAA
Messenger RNA from Zonotrichia albicollis (white-throated sparrow), 1956 nucleotides. RefSeq names its product CYFIP related Rac1 interactor B (gene CYRIB). The record is from RefSeq and is a predicted model, not a curated record. Gene Ontology annotation, molecular function: small GTPase binding. NCBI's taxonomy places the organism in Eukaryota, Metazoa, Chordata, Aves, Passeriformes, Passerellidae. Gene Ontology annotation, biological process: regulation of actin filament polymerization.